Messenger RNA from Sclerotinia borealis F-4128, 951 nucleotides. The record is from the annotation of a GenBank genome assembly. Lineage: Eukaryota; Fungi; Ascomycota; Leotiomycetes; Helotiales; Sclerotiniaceae.
AUGUCACAGGAACUCCGACGAUAUGAAGAAAAGACCCCAUAUCAGCUUCCUCCCGAUGAUGGCAUCGAGGCAGAAGAGUAUAAUGGUGAUGAACGUGGACAACAAGCUGAUGACGACAGAGGAUAUCAACCACAAGGAGGUCCAGGAACUGCAUACGCAGCUGCAUAUUCCACGACCAAAAUUCCAGCUUCGUAUGGUGAAGCUGAAACAGCGAGUGGAUAUCAAGGUGGACAUCAACGACAGCGAUAUCAACACUAUUCACGACAUGAUCAUCCUCGAGACGAUGCAUAUUAUGCCCACGCUCGUCGUUCAAGUGUUCCCGAAUCCAGAUAUGGCCCUCCUGGUGUUGAGAGACCUCCUGCUUUCGAGAGACCUCGUGUUACUGUGAGAGUCGGUCACGAAUCAAGACAUCAAACAAAUCAUUCGAGUCCAUCUCAACAAACUAUUCCAUAUCGCUAUCUCGAACCAGGAGAUCCAACAAGACGAAUACUUCCUCAUCAUCUAAAGAACAACUCUCUGCAAGACCGUUAUCUAAGCCGCUCAUCAGCGCUUCACGUACAAAUGCCCAUUGAUAAUAGGAUGUUUGCGAGCAGAGAUACAAUUCCAGUAUGGGACUACCAGGCUGGAGGAGGUAUUAUGCCGACUCCGGAGGAGCUGAAUAGGGAAAUUGAUGCUAUGUUGGCGGGAGGACAGGAAAAUAUAAAUAUUCCUAGGCUAGUUGAAUAUGACGAGGAGAUAGAAAGGGAGAGGCAAAGAUGGGAGAGAGAAGAAAGGGAGAGAGAGGAGAGAGAAAGGCGGAGGCGGAGAGAAAGAAGGGAGAGAGAAAGACAGGAACAAAAGAGAGAGAGGGAACGCCAUGAAGCAGAGCAAUUAAAGCGUGAGGAUGAGAUACGUCGACAGAGGAAGAAGGGACAUUAUGCCGAGAGAUCGCCAAGAAAGCAUAGGAACUAA